Messenger RNA from Ictalurus punctatus (channel catfish), 1754 nucleotides. It is a transcript of the gene cep43, whose product is annotated as centrosomal protein 43. NCBI's taxonomy places the organism in Eukaryota, Metazoa, Chordata, Actinopteri, Siluriformes, Ictaluridae. The transcript is spliced from 20 exons. Gene Ontology annotation, biological process: microtubule anchoring. Bases 13 to 1638 code for a protein of 541 amino acids. The record is from RefSeq and is a predicted model, not a curated record. Gene Ontology annotation, cellular component: centrosome. Gene Ontology annotation, molecular function: protein binding.
CCGGAAUUAAAGAUGUCUGCUACGGAAGAAGACACGGAGCUAAGAGACCUUCUGAUUCAAAAUUUGGAAAAUAAUGGCGUUCUUAACAAGAUUAAGGCUGAGCUUCGAGCUGCGGUAUUUCUGGCUUUAGAGGAGCAAGAUAAAGUGGAGAACAAAACUCCUCUUGUAAACGAGAAUCUGAAAAAGUGUCUCAGCACUAAAGAUGGGCGCCUUGUGGCCAGUUUAAUCACAGACUUUCUGCAAGUGUUCAAUCUCGACUUCACCCUCGCAGUUUUUCAGCCAGAAAUUAACACGGUAAAUGGACUGGACACCCGUGAAAGUUUGUCCAAGGAGCUCAGCUUCUCUGAAUCCGAGGGGAAUAAGAGCACACCUCUGCUGCUUGAGUUAAUUAAGAGAGGCAGAAACAAGGAGAAGUUCUCCAUCUUCUCUGAGGCAGAUCGGGCGACGCAUAUCCCCAAGGAACCGUCCCCUCGUCAGAUUUCUGAAGCACAAAGAUGUUUCGACAGCAGGCGCAAGGAUAGGAGUGGUGGUUUGGUCAAAGAAGAAGUCCUUGGUGUUUUCUCAGAGCUUUUCCCCAGUUUUAGCAGAGGCAUGCUAGAACGAUUCGUGGCCGAUGAACUCGGAGCCAAAGAUAUAAGUAAUUCUGUAGACUUCCAGGAAUUUUCGGCGCUGUUUAAACAACUUUAUUUGCAGUGCAGAAGUGUGGUUGCCAGUGACGUAAGUGUUGGAGUUCACCCUGCGAGUAAGGUUACCGAGGAGAAGAUCAGUCCACCGCCUACCAGCAAGAUACCCAGGUAUAAGGGAUUUAGAAAGGCCAGUGCAGCGCAGGAAGAGCCGCCUGGGCCUCAGGCUGGAGAACCCCCGAGUCACUGUGAGUCACCGAUCUCCCAGAAGAGCAGAGCUUUUGUAGCCAGCGACGGGUUUAUCACCAGCAGGAACGAACCCGCAGCUCUGAGGAGACCUCUAGACCUAGGCCUGGAGGACGACGACGAGGAAGGGGACUCGUUCUUCGACGAUCCUCUCCCGAAACCUCAGAAGACCUACGGCUGGAGUCAGCACCCGCAGAGGGAGGAGAGCCUGGCAGGGCCGUCCUUUUCCAAAAUGAGGAGGGGUACUAGCCUCAAUGAUCUGUCUGCUAUAGGCAGUGACACUGAGGGUGAAGGAGAGGACAUGUUCUCAGAUGCUGAGAACAAGCCCAGCACUAACUCUGAGUCCAGGAGACUAGGAUCUGCAAAGGCAGCUGGGAUAACUCCUCCAGCCACGACAGAUACCCCACCAUUAACUGGUGCAGAAAACAACCAAAAAGACCCUGUCUCCAGUAAAGACGGUAUAAAAACGUGUACACACCUGGAAAUCGACUACUCCUACCUCGUCUAUAGUGAGUCUAAAGUAAAGGGCGUUCAGGAUCUAAAAACACCGAAGGAGAAAACCGGAUCCCCUCUGCCCACAGGUGAAGAACUCGAUUACGACGAUGACUUCAACAGUCAUAACUCAAAGAGCGAGCUGAGCAUCAGUGAGGAGAUCGAAGAGGCCUCCGUCGAGGGACCGGAUCUGAGUGACAAGCUCGAAGAGAUCACUCAAGACGUGAGCGUGUCCCAGACGAGCCAGGCUGCAGAUUACAUGGAAGACGUGGCGUGACAAGCAGACAACACCUAACACCUUUUUUUUGUGUGUGUGUGUGUGUGUAUUUAUGUACGUAAUUGUGUAAACUACAUGUCAGCAGUUCCUAUUAAACCUCUUUUGUUCACCGUUGA